AUGCGCCCCAACCCAACAAUCAAUGUCAGUUUUGGCCACUUCUCCACCAUUUCCCUGUCUCGCAAGAUGUUGCGCUUCCAUCCCGACUUUACAACGCCGCUCAACGGGUUAAUCCUCCAAGCCUCGGACGGUCUCUGCUUCCGCUUCAGCCGUCACACCUUGGUCGGGAUCUCGUCCUUCUUUGAAGACAUUUGUUCCCUACCCACACCACCCGACUCGGACGGUGACGAGAUUAUCCUUCCGUUUCCCACUAUUGGCUCAGCCGCGUUGGCCUGUUCGCUCCAUAUCCUCAAGGCGAUGUUAAGCAACUAUCCCCCCUUCGACCCCGUCCCAGCACCGCCUUUUGAGCUCAAGCUGCUGGAAGAGGUGUUCACCUUUGCCGAUGCCUAUGAUGUUCCAGUCAUCUUGGGAUCUAUACUUCUGCAAGCCCUAAAGACACAUCAAGCGGACUCUGCUACCAUUUUCACGGUCGCUGCUGUUACAGGUUGCAAAUACACUAUGGCUGAAAUGUCGACCAAGCUACUCACCCACGAAAGCGAGUUCAACGCCAACGCUUGGUGGGCCGCCACACUCGAGCGCAAGGAACCUCUCAUCCACGCGGCUGUAGCGAACAUGUACUUCGCGUGGCACACUUUCUGCCGGGACUUUCGCCGCGACAUCUUUUCUCCCCCGCCUACCCGUCGUAGACUCUUGCGGUUCCUCCCGCAGUCGUUGUUCAACUAUUGGCACCUGCGUACGGUGCCCGUUCCCAAAAACUUUGAAGAAAAGUUCAAGCACAGCCCCUCAGACCCAUGGCUUUUGCAAUCCACUAGGAUCCCUAGAUGGUGCUGGAGUUGCAACGAAGCGGAAAUAAGAAACGUUCGCUGCCGGUGGACGUCGUUUAUCCCCUCCUCGGCUUGGAAGAUCACGUUUUGA
Molecule: messenger RNA, 915 nt
Organism: Apiotrichum porosum
Lineage: Eukaryota; Fungi; Basidiomycota; Tremellomycetes; Trichosporonales; Trichosporonaceae
Exons: 1
Coding region: 1-915 (304 amino acids)
Source: RefSeq, a predicted model, not a curated record